AUGAUCUGGAGCCAUGCUUCCGAUUUCGUAGCAUGGCUGGGUCUAGGACACAGUAAAAGCCUUGACAGCUCUACGAGUCCCACGAAGCAGCCAUCAGCCAAGUGUGAAAAAACGCUGCCUACUCGUCCGGCCUUCAAGCGCGCCUGGAGAUCGCAGUUUCCAGAUGACACCUUACUUCCAACUAUCCAUAGAUCUCAAGACCGUAAAAAGAAAAGAGAAGCUGCUCAAGUGCUUGGCCGUUUCUCGCAGAAGGUCAAACAUGUGCCCACGUCCAAGCAGCUACUGGAUAUAUGGCAGAUCGUGUCGCAAUGUCGACCGUUUGUAAUACAGCAAGAAGAACCUCUUCAAGUGCGGCUAGCAUCGAGUGAGGACUUGGGUGAUGAUUGCCCCUGGCUCUUGCAGAUUGUGCCUGCUAACGUCUUUGCGCAACUUUCGGCCGACAUCUCUGCACGAACUCUGUUUCUGGGAUCGACUAAGGUGGAUAUGGACGAUGCUGAUGUGGCGGUGACCAAUGAGAAUUUAAUAUUGGGUAACAUCGUUCAAGCUUUUCACGGCAUGAAUGAACACAAGCUCGCGGUAGCAUUCUUUGAGGCUUACGACCGUGACCGGAGUGUCUGGUUGCAGGAAGACCAACUCCUUGCAGCAGCCAAAUUGCCGCUUGACGUUCGUAGUGAUGGUGCAAAGGAAGAUGAAGCCAAGUUAGAACCAACAGAGAAGCACGUGCCGAUUGAAAAAGCAACGCGGCUGUAUCGUUCAGUGUAUGCGCUCUAUCUUCGCUCUCUAGCUGCUUUGAAGCAGCCAGAGAAGAUUAUACGGCUGUUUGAGAACGACAAACACCAACUUGAAAGGAUGUGUUAUACAAUUCCCAGCUUGCGUUUGAUCCUUCGCGCUUGCUUUGACCAGAAGAACGGAGUCCUGGCAAGGCAAGCGAUCGACACAAUAUCAAAAUGCUCCCCUGCCGCUGUCAUUCCGCUAGGUUGCUAUGAGCUUGCUAUCCGCGCCAACUUGCGCGAUCGCAACCGGAAAGAGCGUGAUUUGCUGUCUGCUAUUCACUUGGCACGAGCACUGCUCAAUGAUGGUGGCUACAUUCUAAAACCUGACCUUUGGUCCGCACUUGUCAAGGUGAGUUUGAGUAUGCGUCGUCCAGACCUCGCGCUCGACAUUUUUAAAACAUAUCCACGCCAUUGCGUACCAGAAUAUCAGAGCAGUUUUCGUCAGGUAUUGUGGUCAGCUAGCCGCCUUGCAGAUCCUACUGCGCUCGAAAUGAUGCAUUUCUGCUGGUUCAGCUACGAUGCCGCGUAUCCAAACGCGAAGGCUUUGUUUGACGAAAGGAAGGCGUACAAAGAUGUCGUUUACCUUAACAACCCGGACGUUAAAGGAUUGCUGCUGGGAAAUGCAGUGCUGGCAUCAAGCAUUCCUGCGAUCAACAAGGAAGCUGAAACUGAAAUGCUUAAUACGAUGCUGUGGGCAUUGCUGAAGCACCGCCGUGCCAUGUCAUCCAUCGUACAGGUGUUGGACCUCAUGGAAGCUACUGGCUCGAAAGGUGCUGCAGUGACUUUGCGCAAAGCUGUACUACGCAUGUUUGAGUACGACAUGGUCGAAAAGAAGAUGUCGUCGCGUGCUGCAGUGGAGAGCUCACUAAAAUUCUGGAAAGAGCAUUCUUCCGUACUACAUGGUCAGGGAUUUCUAGUGCACCUGCUCUUGGAGGAGUGUAUCGACCGUCGAUUGGAUGACGAGUGCGAGUUUUUAGUAAACUACUUGAUAGACCUUGGUGUGAGUCGUGUACCUAUUGGCUCGAUCGUCAAGAUGAUGGGGGUCAAUGAGUUACGUGGGCACUUUGAAGCCAAUGCUCGUAUCGGCCACAAACUCCUCCAGCAACUCUCAAAAAGUAACCGUGGAAGGCUCUGCGACGAGUUCUAUGAGCGCUACCUAAUGAGCUACCUUCUCCUAGAACAAUUUGACAAAGUGAGUCAAGAGUACGUCAAUUUGAACCUUGAGCAGCGUUAUCCUCACAACGAAGUGAUCCGGACAAUUGUGCAGGAUGCAGCUGCACGAGAGGACCAGCUUGGAAGCAAGAAGCAAGGAAGCAAGGAAUAUAGUGCUUGGUGGUGA
Peronospora belbahrii is the source of this 2112-nucleotide messenger RNA. NCBI's taxonomy places the organism in Eukaryota, Oomycota, Peronosporomycetes, Peronosporales, Peronosporaceae. The record is from the annotation of a GenBank genome assembly.